Molecule: messenger RNA, 705 nt
Organism: Centropristis striata (black sea bass)
Lineage: Eukaryota; Metazoa; Chordata; Actinopteri; Perciformes; Serranidae
Product: transmembrane emp24 domain-containing protein 6-like
Exons: 4
Coding region: 1-705 (234 amino acids)
Biological process (GO): Golgi organization; endoplasmic reticulum to Golgi vesicle-mediated transport; intracellular protein transport
Cellular component (GO): COPII-coated ER to Golgi transport vesicle; Golgi apparatus; endoplasmic reticulum-Golgi intermediate compartment
Source: RefSeq, a predicted model, not a curated record
AUGCUGCUGAUCGCUCUGCUCAUACUGUUGAGCUCUCAGUGCUUCUGGUGCAGGAAGUCUGAGCUGUCCCUGGAUGAGGCCCAUGCAGGUUUCUUCAGGGGAUCAGACAAAUAUGACUUUGCCGUUGAGGUUCCUGCUGCAGGGAUGGAGUGUUUCUGGCACUUUGCACACCAGAGUGGAAGCUUCUACCUGACGUUCAUGGUGCAGUGGGUAACAGGGAUGGCCAAUGAUCACCGGAUAUACGUGACUGUCAACUCACCACAGGGCUUUCUCAUGGCUUCAAAGAACCAGGCUGUAGGUCAAAUGAACUUCCAGACUGAGGUGACAGGUUUUUACCGGAUGUGUCUUGGGAACCGCAACAACCAGUUUGGAGCCAUCAGGGUCUUUGUGAAUUUUGGCGUCAUCUAUGAAGGUUUGGAGGAGUUGGACACAGAGAGGGAGGAGGGAGAGAAGGUCCUCAACAGCACUGUAGCCGGGAUUGAGGAGAGCGUGCAGAAGCUCCAGAUUCAGAUCUUCCACAUUUGGCGUCAUUACAACUUUGCACGCAUGAGGAAAGGGAAGGAUCAUUACCUCCUCCUGUCCAACUACAACUACGUCACCUGGUGGUCUGCAGCCCAAAGCCUCAUCAUCCUCCUGUCCGGAUACCUGCAGCUCUACGUCCUCAAGAGACUCUUUAAGACGGACGCCAGCCGGCCGCGGUGCUGA